UGGUAUCACUAUUUGGGAUUUCUAUGACCCUGUGAGUCCAACUUCCACGUUCUUGGAGUUGAGGGAGGGGAGAGGGAGCGGAGAGGGAAGCUAAUGAGAUGGUCAUAGAACUCCUGGACACCGGGUGUUUUUGCUGGAUAUGGAAGCGCUGGGCUUUGGUUUGCGAAUUUUACGAAACAUCCGGCUUACCAGGGGAUUGUGGAUGCAUUUAAGAAUGGGACAGUGACAAUCACGAGUCCGGUGACUGUUGGGAAUGGGACAGAUGAUUUGGGGGAGAUGGUUCGGACAACCCGUAUGAUAAUGGGGAUGCCGACGAGGAUGAUGAGAUGAUGGAGACGAUGGAGAUGAUGGAGAUGAUGGAGGUGAUGGAGAUGAUGGAGCUGAUGAUAAGGAUGAUGAUUCACCACAUCACCAUGGCUGGGGCGGGGAUGGGAGUAGGCAUGGGUGGGGAAGGAAUGGUGGAUGGGCAAGCAUGGAGGAUGGUAAGUGUACCAGUAUUAAAAGGAACAAUGUGGUAAUGGGGUGGUGAUAGUUCUGGUAUCAAAUGGACCAAUGAGUAGACAGA
Hyaloscypha bicolor E is the source of this 565-nucleotide messenger RNA. RefSeq lists its product as uncharacterized. The coding region runs from base 339 to 518 and encodes 59 amino acids. NCBI's taxonomy places the organism in Eukaryota, Fungi, Ascomycota, Leotiomycetes, Helotiales, Hyaloscyphaceae. The transcript is spliced from 2 exons. The record is from RefSeq and is a predicted model, not a curated record.